CUUAAAAAUGUGGUGGCCGACUCGCGGGCACAUCUCUCUCUCUCUCUCGUUCGCGUGGUGUUCCAGCGAAUGUCAAUCUUACCAGACGAGCUGUGGAGGCGAGUACUAGAACUCGGAAUCAGAAGCAGAUGCUUUACGUACAAGGACCUCUGCUGUAUCUCCAUCUCGUGUCGACGUCUCCGCAGAAUCUCCGACGAAGACUGGCUCUGGUCCCGCUUACUCUUCUUCGAUUUCCCGUCGGACAACCGCGAUCCUCCAUCUUCCUCUUUUCCUUCUUCUUCGUUGAAUAGGUCUAAAUCCCUUUACAAAAGCAGGUAUGAGAGAGACAGAGAGAGGAAGUUUGCGGCUCAUAAAAGGGCCGUGCUGAGAAAGGAGAGUCAAAUUGCCGAACAUUCGAGAAAGCUUCGAGGUCUCGAGACCCGCUUGGCCGAGGAGACCGACAAUAUGAGGGCUACUAUUUCGGAAUUAUCAAAUUUACGAAAGGUCAGAGAAGCUUCAGUGGCUUUGAAAGUAUGGCAGCCUGAGGUUAUCCGAGGUAGGCAAAAGCAAAUAGUUGAGCAAUGUGUUGUGCCUGUUGAAUCUCGGAUCCAUGCACUCGAGAUGGAACUUAAGCUUUGCAAGCAACAGAUUUUGGGAUUUGAGAAAGCCCUUAAAGAUGAAAAGCAAAGGCUCAACAUCGCAAAAGAGGAGUUGUUAGCAGUCAAGUAUCACCCUUUACGAGAUUAUACGUCCUUGAGUGCUGGGGAUCAUGAAAGUAGCAAGAAGAAAAGAAAACAAAGAACUGAAAAGAUCCCAUUAGGUCAGGAUUCCAGUUCUGGCUCCUUGUUUAUUUAAUGGUAUAUUCAGUAUCCCGUGUCAGUAAAAAAACAAAAAAAAAAUAUUACUUGCAUGUCAUGCGUUCAAGUGUGCCUCUCUUCUAGUUUAUUAUACACUUUGUUUAUAGUUUUAAGCGUGUCGGCUCUUUUUAAGCACUCAGAUUUAGUGGAAGUAAGCUGAUUUCGCGUUUCUGUGUGAUGGCAUCUAAACAAAUAUGUUAGAUUCAUUUUUUAUGCAUAAUUUUGCUUUUCAAUUAA
This is a messenger RNA of Juglans microcarpa x Juglans regia, 1073 nucleotides long. Its product is annotated as F-box protein SKIP24. The transcript is spliced from 3 exons. NCBI's taxonomy places the organism in Eukaryota, Viridiplantae, Streptophyta, Magnoliopsida, Fagales, Juglandaceae. Gene Ontology annotation, molecular function: protein binding. The coding region runs from base 70 to 834 and encodes 254 amino acids. The record is from RefSeq and is a predicted model, not a curated record.